Messenger RNA from Fusarium pseudograminearum CS3096, 1371 nucleotides. RefSeq lists its product as uncharacterized. NCBI's taxonomy places the organism in Eukaryota, Fungi, Ascomycota, Sordariomycetes, Hypocreales, Nectriaceae. The record is from RefSeq and is a predicted model, not a curated record. The transcript is spliced from 3 exons. Bases 1 to 1371 code for a protein of 456 amino acids.
AUGGCAUUUCCGUCCGGCCCGAUCGGCGGUCUUCUCCUGGCUCUGUCUGGCCUGGGCUGGACUCGGAUUGAACUGGGAUAUCGCAUUGGCAUUCAAAUCUCCCGUGUUCCAGCUUUUCUACCUCUCUUUUCCUUUCUUUUUCUCUCUUCUUCGUAUAUCUUCAACUUUCUUUCGAACAUCGUUGUCGCCCUUGUUCUCCGUCGGCGAUUCUUCAAAGGGAUCGGCAUCACCGAGGGAACAAGCAACAAAACAAAAACAAUGCACGCUUCCAAGAUCUUGGCCUCCAUUGGCCUCAUGGCCCUCGUCAAUGCAACUGUCAUUCGCUACGAGCGCGAUCUUCAAGCCGAUGCUCCCGCUCUCGAGAAGCGAGCCGACAAGACCGCCGCUUGGGUCACCGUCGAUGACGAGCAGCAGCCUGCCACGACCUACACUCCCUCGUACACUACCGUCGACGGUACCACGUCCAUCGUUGACGCUGCUCCCCACGACCUCACUGCCACCGUCUACACCUACACCAGCUGGGCCAAGAUAUACACCAGCACUGGCGAGCCUCCCAACCCUCAGGCGACUGGCAAGCACGGCGAGGGUGUCUUUUCGCGAUGCUACAACAAGGAUGGUGAUAAUGCUCCUUUCUGCUCUCCCUACGCGAACAGCACUCUUGAUGCUCGCAGGACAUAUUUCGUGACCUGGGACCCUGACUACUUCAACAAGACCAAGUCCUCUAACAACUCCACCCUCAUGAUCACCCCCCGUCUCAACUUCUUCAACGGCACAAGCAAGAAGUGGGAGAAGUACCAGGACUUCACCGACUCCGCCGUCCCCGCUGCUUGGGGCUACUGGCCUUUCGAUGCCAAGUCGGACUACAUCAAGCACUCGCAUAACAUCUCCCUCACGCUCUACAGCAACAGCAACAACUCGCUGGAAAAGACCGAGUCCACGACUCUAUUUCUCUACCUCCAAGACCAGGACUUCCCCGAGAAGGCGAACGAGAAGCUCCCUGAGGGUCAGACUCUCAUCAUCGCCCUACCCGUCGUCUUUGGUUGCCUUCUCCUUCUCAUUAUCGGUGGUUUCCUGUGGAACCGCAAGACCCGCCACAUCGGGCUCGGUAACAUCUCUGGCCGCGCCCGUCAUGGCUACACCGGUCGUGCUAAGCGCCGCAUUUUUGGUGCCCGUGACAACGGCAUCCAGCUCGAUGCUUCCGUCCCUCCUCCCGGCGAGUACCGCGAUGCUCCUCAGCGUGCUCGUGCCGACAGCGACGGUCUCGGUAGCUUGGCUGGUAGCCCUGUCGAUGCCAACUUCUCGCACCAGGGCACCGGUGGUAAUGCUUUCCGUGAUGAGAUGAGGAGACAGGAGGCGGAGAGGCGUAUGUGA